UCUUUGAUAUACCAACAUAAAAUCUCAAAAUAAAGAAAAAUUAAAGGCAAAAGUUACCAUCGUUUUCUCAUCCUCCAAACAGGCCCUGACUUGUCCCACUGGGUAAUGGAGGGAAACGGCAGCAGAGCCGAUGCCAAACUCCUUCUAGGAAUCGCUAAGAAACUUCUCCAAGGCCGUCAUUUCAAAGCCUCAAGAGAUGUCGCAGUCCUCGCCCAACAAACCGAUCCCCUCUUGGAAGGGCCAGAUCAGAUCCUAGCCGUCAUCGACGUCGUUGUCGCCGACGUAAAAAGAAUUAACGACCAACACGACUGGUACUCCAUCUUACAAAUCGAUUGCCGUUCCCAAGACAACGAUCUUAUCGAGAAACAGUAUCAUCGCCUAACUCUCCUUCUUGAUCCCGAGCAAAAUAAGUUCCCUUUCGCCGAUGAUGCGUUUAAGCUCGUAUCCGACGCAUGGUCUAUUUUGUCUAACAGCUCGAAAAAAUCGGUUUACGACAAAGAAUUUGACUCCUGUACGAGAAUUGAUUUAAGCACCGCCGGCGAUCGUUCGUAUCAUGCCGGGGAAUCAACUGUAAGGGGAGAAGCGCAAAAUCAGGAACGCAUGCAGAAUUUGGAAUUGCGAAAGGAGAAUCAAAGGCCAAGAAUGUCAACAUUUUGGACAGCGUGUCCCUACUGUUAUAUGUUGUUUGAGUAUCCUAGGAUUUACGAAGGUUGUUGUUUAAGGUGCCAGAAUUGCGACAGAGCUUUUCAUGGUGUUCUCAUUCAGACUUUGCCGCCGUUGAUUCCCGAGAAAGAAGCUUAUUAUUGUACCUGGGCGUUUUUUCCGUUAUUGUCCAGUGGUCAGGAGACUGAAGUUGAACCUCCUCCGGGGUUUCCAGAUAAGCGGCGAGGGAGUGAAAGAAAUGAUGGACGGGAGAGUGAAGUUAAAGCUCCUCCAGGGUUUCCAGAAAAGCGGCGAGGGGCUCAAAGAAAUGGAGGUACUAUGGCCUUGCCACCACCGGCUUCUGCUCCGACGACCACCAUGAAGAAGGCUACCGAAAGCAUCGAUAAUGUGGCAGGGAUUUCGGGUGGGAAUGUGUCCGAUUUUGCCCCAAGGAAGAGAGGGAAGCCGAGGAUGAAUCCUCUCUGAGGUUUCGUAGGUAAUGGAUUAUGGUUUUUUGGGUUUGGUUUAUAGGCAACCUAACCAUAAUGCAGGAGUUCUUGCGGUGGAGACAGCCGAUUUUGAUGAAGGUUGAAGGAAGGAUAAUGCUGAGGCUGCAACUCCGAUAUAUAUGGGGGAGAUUUUGUAGGUAUUGUUGUAGUUGUUGAUAGCUGUUUUCUUUGUAGAUGUUAGAUUGCUGUCGUUUACUUGCUAGAACAUAUGUAUGAUUAUGUAACGAUAUGAUAUGUAUAUAUAUGCAAUGUCUCAGGUCGGCAAGUUCUUUCACCAUUGUUUGAGCAAUUUUUACUUAUUGGCAUUUUAACUUCUUGCGAAUCGAAAUAUUGGUUCAUUCCAUGUUUCAUGGCUUAAAUUACAUAGUUGUUUGAUGCAUCAUUCUGUGAUGCACAUUACAAAUGGCAAAUGAAAUUUUAAUGGUAAUAGCAUUGCUUGAAUAGUCAAGGAGCUUGUUACUUAAAAGAAAACAUGUUGAGAAAGAUAAACGUUUCUGAAUAUUUUUUUCUGCAAUCCUAUAAUCUUCUAUUGCUUCAAAGUGCAGCCUGCAGCUUUUGAGUUGUAUUCUCCCUAAAGCAGUGCGCCUUGAACAAGACUGCCUUGGAGCGACACCCCUGGAGAUGCUCUCUCCCAAAGCUGUCCGCCUUCCCUCAAUGAAUCGUGAUCUUCUCCCAGCCUUCUUGCAGCAAUAUGUGAGCAGGGAGCAUCAACAAUAACCAAACCUUUUUCCAUAACACUUCCAGCAUGUAAAUAUAUGUGAUUGGAUCUCCAAAAGUACAGGAGCUUGGCUAAAACUUGUAAUCUCUAGUAUUGGGGGGAAGAAACGGGGGGAACAAAAUGGAAAGCAACAUGUGAAGCGAAAAUGGGCGCAACAUCACCUAUGUCGGCAAAUUGUGAUGAUGUGGCACUACGAUCGUAGGCAUCUCAAAGAGUGCCGACAACUGAUAGGAGGGUGUUUCAAAUGUGGCUCUAAGGAACACAUGUUGAGGGAUUUUUCGAAGAAAGUCAAGGUUUCGCAUAUUCAGAGUUUUGCACCUACACUUGUGACUGCUAAAGGUUGUGGCUGAAGUAGAGCUGGUAAUGAGAGACAAGUUGGGUAGCGGGUUGUUACUGGAGGACCAACUCGAGUAUAUGCUAUUAGGGAGCCAUAGGAUCAGCAUUCAAUCAACGAGAUUGCGGAUAGAUAGCUCUUUCAGUGUGAGUGGAGUGGCCGAGUAAGUGAUAUAAGAAAGACAAUAACCUUCAUGUAGGUGGUUUUAUAAUUUUAUUUUGGACACUUUGAAUAAAGGCAAUGUGGAUUAGAGUUUUAGUUUUAGUUAUUAUCAUUAUCUUAUUAUUACUAUUUUGGGAUUGGACUUAUGGAAUGUUGAUGUUGCUUUUGGACUUCGCUUAUAGACAUUUUGAUGUUUAAGAUUGAGGUUGAUAAUGCAUGUUAGGUAUUCUCGAUGAAAAUGUAUUGAUAUGGCAUGACAAAUGGUUAAAAGAUGUUUAACAUGUUCAGUUAAAUUAGACAUUGAUUGUAUGUUGAGUAGGAAUAUAUUUUGAGCAUGAAAAACGUUUUAACUUGUUAAAUUUUAGCAUACUGGGUAAAAGUAUUGAUACUUGAGACUAAAAUAUCAAUACCUUUUUGUUUAAUAUCGAUACUUUUGUUGUUUUUCAAAAAUUUUAAAAAUGGUCUUUAUUACGGAUAAAUCUAUUUUUAUUGCCGAUUAAAUGUUUAAUUAGUCAUGAACUCAUCUUUAAAUGUUAAUUGUAGUAAUUUGUAUGUGUAUAAGUUUCAAUAGUUGUUGUAGCAUCUUGUUACUCAAGUCCGGCGACCAGACCGAAUAAGUAGUGUUAUAUUUUAUGUUAUCAAAGCUUAGGUUUUCUAACACUCAGACCUAAGUUGUCAAUGCGUGGACCAGGGUUACGUAACCCAUGUACCUAGAUUUUCAUAGUAAUUAGACUGCUUGACUUGAAUAGGUUUGAAAUUAUUAUGAAAUUGCUUAUUUUGAGGGUAGGAUUGAGAACACAUUGCCUUUAUUUUAAAUGUUUUUUAUUUCAUGAAUAUGUCUUGGGUCAUUUCCCGCUGAUCUGCCGUAAUUCGGUGUAGUAGAUUAAACUAGUUUUCGCAUUUAAGGAGCUUGAAUACAAGCAUUUUCAUUACAUUUUAGUUAAGUUUUUUUUUUUAGUUUUUCCUAUAUUCAAUAAAAUGUGCGAAUUGAGUCUUUUAUUGAUCUUAAGGGCCCAAUGAGGCCUAAGGGAGAGCUAAUGUACUUCGUGAGUGUGCAGGAGACCAUUAGAAGGCAUUUUAGGCCGAUACUGGACGUUAUGUUGCAACACGGGAGAUCCGAUGUCGCAACAUAGAGAGCAUAAUGGAAGAAGUAUGUAACUGCCUUUGAUGUCGCGACACUAAUUGAGGAUGUUGCAACAUACCCUUGAAGAUAUCCCAAAGAGGAGCAUACUGACUUCUAUGUCGCGGCAUCGACUCUGGGACGAAAAUUAAACAUGAAGUAGGGGCAUUUUGGUCUGCACAAUUAAACUUAAAGCUCAGGAACGUCAGCUGACUUAGGGUUAAGGACGACGGCAACCUGAAGGCUAUAAAUAGGCUCCUUUUGCACAUGUUAUAGACAACAUUUCAUUAGCUUAGAUUAUUUCUUUAGAUUUAGUUUCGUUUUCUUUCUUUUUAAGUUUUUCAGAGUUUAGUUUAUUUGUUCAUUACUUUCCUUCAAAAGACCUGAUUUGUAAAGAUGAUCAACUUAUAGAGAUUCAUGCUAUUAUUUAUAUAAAUCAGGCUUUUUUUAAA
Messenger RNA from Gossypium arboreum, 3937 nucleotides. RefSeq lists its product as uncharacterized. The record is from RefSeq and is a predicted model, not a curated record. Bases 106 to 1128 code for a protein of 340 amino acids. Lineage: Eukaryota; Viridiplantae; Streptophyta; Magnoliopsida; Malvales; Malvaceae. The transcript has 4 exons.